Messenger RNA from Mesocestoides corti, 393 nucleotides. The record is from the annotation of a GenBank genome assembly. Lineage: Eukaryota; Metazoa; Platyhelminthes; Cestoda; Cyclophyllidea; Mesocestoididae.
AUGAAUAAUCCUGACAUCGAGCAGCAUAAAACAUUGUACAUUAGUCGGGAGGAGUCACGCAGUCCUUUAAACAUCGAAGACUAUUUUGAUGUUGAUAAGAAAAUCGCCAAGCCAGGUUUCAAGACUCUGGAUGGGAAAUUUAAUUGGCAUUGCAGCUGUGUCGCAAGCUACGUAACAAGUCCGUGUGGUGUCUACUUCCGGAAUUUUUUGGCAAAUAUGGACAAGUUUAUGGGGACUAAUGAUAGUACCCUCGAUGACAAAGCAAAGUAUACAUUUGAACAAUGCUACGCGGAGCUGACAACAUGCAUGAAGAAAUAUCCCUCAUAUUAUAAGUCCAUCCUGGAUCAGUAUAGUGAGUCCUUGCAGGAUGUGCUAAAUGAUCAGUUGACGUAA